This is a messenger RNA of Nymphaea colorata (pocket water lily), 2370 nucleotides long. RefSeq lists its product as uncharacterized. The record is from RefSeq and is a predicted model, not a curated record. The coding region runs from base 602 to 1792 and encodes 396 amino acids. Lineage: Eukaryota; Viridiplantae; Streptophyta; Magnoliopsida; Nymphaeales; Nymphaeaceae. The transcript has 14 exons.
UAUUGCCAAGAAAGGAAUUGAGAAAUUGAGAGCAGUUUCCGAUACAUUUUGCUGACAGUGGGACCGAAAGGAUCGCGUUUGAUGAGAUAGAUGCUAAUGCCAUGCAUGAGAAAAGAAUAAUAAAGAUUCUAGGAUCUCAACAAUCUCCACCAGGAUCUAUAAAUUGGCCUCGUUUGGUUCGCCAUAACGAUUAUUUUAAUCGAAUACCAAUCAAUUUUGGUGGGACACCAAUCAGGAAUUCAACACCGAGGCGUUAAGGUCGGAAUACUUUUCUCAUGAGAGAGAGAGAGCGAGAGUCUUUUUGCAGAUAUUCUGUUGGUAUUUGAAUGGUGACGAAGCUUUGCGUGCGAAAUGUAGCGGUUUGCACGUUAUGGUUGGGGGUUUUGAGUGCUGUAUGUAUCGGAUUGCACGGUUUUUUUUGGUUUCCAGAUAUGUAUAGUUAGAGGGAGCAGAAACCCUCUUGGUGGGGGCCGACCGGAAGAAGGCCUUUCCGGUUGUGGGUAGUUCGGUUUCUCUGAGCAAACCAAAGGCACGUGCACGUAGUUUAAUAUCUCCACCAACGAGUUUCUAUCAAUCUGAUAUUCGACAUGAAAGCUUGACGAUGGCAGGCAUUAUGAGGAGGUUGAGUCCGCCACACAGGAAAUCAAAUGAAUCAUUCAGGCUGAUUCUGACUACACUUGUUGGUAUUGUUGUUGGUUACUUCGUUGGGGCUUCUCUACCAAGCACUUCUUUGCUUAAGGUUGAUUUGUUGAAUAUUAGGCAGAACGCAGAGCAUAAUCGGUACCUCGAGAGACUCAAUUCUUUGUUGCACAGGAAAUUGAAUUUGCGUCAGACACCAUCUGCCAACGUCUCCAACGCCACCCCUUCGGUAAACUUAGCAAACAAUUCCAGGAUUUAUGUGCCCACAAAUCCACGUGGAGCUGAGUUGCUGCCUCCAGGCAUCAUUAAUGCUAGCUCAGAUCUUUACCUCCGCAGACUAUGGGGCAAUCCUAGUGAGGACUUGGUUUUGAAGCCAAAAUACCUGUUGGUACUGACUGUUGGUUAUCGUCAAAAGGAUGUCAUUGAUGCUGUAGUGUCAAAGUUUUCAGAAAACUUCUCCUUUCUUUUGUUCCAUUAUGAUGGAAAAACCAGUGAAUGGGACCAGUUUGAAUGGUCAAAGAGGGCCAUUCAUGUUAGUGCAAGAAAACAAGCGAAGUGGUGGUUUGCCAAACGUUUCCUUCACCCAGAUAUACUUGCUGCAUAUGAUUACAUAUUCAUUUGGGAUGAAGAUUUGGGAGUGGAACAUUUUAAUGCAGAGGAGUAUCUGAAGCUUGUGAGAAAAUAUGGUCUGGAAAUAUCACAGCCAGCAUUGGAGGAAAACAAUGCCUUAACAUGGUUGUUGACCAGGAGGAGAACUGAUGUUGAAAUCCACAAAGAAACACAAGAAAGACCAGGCUGGUGCCGAGAUCCACAUCUGCCACCUUGUGCUGGAUUUGUUGAGAUAAUGGCCCCUGUUUUUUCAAUGAAUGCAUGGCGCUGUGUUUGGCACAUGAUUCAGAAUGACUUGGUUCAUGGGUGGGGUUUGGAUCUUGCCCUGCAGAGAUGUGUUGAGCCAGCACAUGAAAAGAUUGGUGUUGUUGAUGCCCAGUGGAUCAUUCACAUGGUACUCCCUUCACUUGGUGAUCAGGGUGAAGGCAAAGAUGGAAGGCAACCUUGGGAAGGGGUGCGAGCUAGGUGCAAAGAAGAGUGGACAGAAUUUCGGAUUCGUAUGGAGGAGGCUGAAAAGGAAUUUCAUAGCAGCUCUGUUCAGUAGCACCAGUCGAUGCAGUUCUUCUAUCUUCUACUCUUCGCACAGCCCUAGCUUUCUUGGGAUAUCUAGAAGUUUCCCCUUCAAUUCCUUGAUUCUUCUAUUUAUUAUAUGUAUAUUCUUAGAAGUUUCUAGUCCCUUUUUGCUUGGCUAUCUCCCUGUCCUCUUGCACGUUGUGGACCUUGGUCAACUAGCUUUCUGCAGCAUAAUUUCUGGUUUUGUUGAUUGACUAAUUUUAUUGGUUGGUAUUCAACAUAGCUGGAGAGGUUCGUGGUAAGGAAGUGAAGCUCUUGCACAACCAUUAUUGGCCUUUUUUUACAGUUGGCAAGGGCGGCAAUCAUGAAGUCAAACUAGACCUUAGCAUAGUUUCUGCUUAUAUAUUGUUCUUUUUCUGAUUCUGUGGGCACGAAAGUGAUCACCAUCAGUGAAAGAGGAAAGCAACAUGCAGAAGCUGAUCCCGGAUUAUUAUUUUAGAAGAGAAGCAUCCUUCAUAACUUUCCAUUUGAUGGUUAUUUUCUCACAAACCGUGAGUGAUGUACAUAGUUGUUUCCUCCUCAUUAAUACAUACUGUACUUUUUGUUGCA